Molecule: messenger RNA, 1754 nt
Organism: Oncorhynchus masou masou (cherry salmon)
Lineage: Eukaryota; Metazoa; Chordata; Actinopteri; Salmoniformes; Salmonidae
Product: SH2 domain-containing protein 1B-like
Exons: 4
Coding region: 306-719 (137 amino acids)
Biological process (GO): regulation of signal transduction; regulation of immune response
Source: RefSeq, a predicted model, not a curated record
UCUCUGUCUGUGUCUGUCUCUGCUCUCACUGCAGAUUAUGGAGAGAUUGGUUGAUUGAUUAUCAGAGAGUAACUUUACCAACGCUACCUCUGCUAGCUUCUCUCUGUGGUGAGGAGACAGAGAACACAGGGAGAGGAGAGGACAGACGAGAAAGAGAAGAGUGGAGUGAAGAAGCAGGGAAGAGUAUCAAAAGAAGAGGUGAGGACUGACUGAGGAGAGUGGGAGGACCAGGCCUGGACUGAUACAGGAAGAGCGGUAGAGAGGGAGGGUGUUGACCCCGUUGCCCCGCUGUUGGGAUAGUUACAAUGGAAUCGCCUCCAUUGAUGUACCACGGGGCAAUCAGUAAACUGGACUGUGAGGAUCUGCUGGGGAAGAAGGGGAAGGAUGGAGCCUACCUCAUCAGAGACAGCGAAACAAUCCAAGGAGCCAUGUGUCUGUGUGUCUAUAAAAAGAAGGUGGUGUAUACCUACAGAAUCCUCCAGACCCACACUGGAAGCUACACCCUGCAGACAGCGUCUGGUGUAGAGGAGAAAUUCUUUAAGACGUUAAAGGAGCUGGUCCGCCAUUAUAAGCGUCGGGGGCAGGGAUUGGCUCAGCAUCUGCGCCACUCAGUCAAGCGGAAGACACUGCUACAACUUCCCGCCCCCAAUGUCAUCGACGAGGUGCCUGAUUAUGAAAAUGUGGAUGCAUCAGACUACGUUGUUGUCCUGCCCUCUUGAUUCAGCAGCACACCCCUGACCUACAUCAUCUAUGAGCCUGUAAAUAUCUAGGUGUGGUGCCCGCAGGCAGGUUUUUAUUUUUUUUUUUAAAUCCUGAUGCCAUGGGCGGAUUGGUCAUCUGCCAUUUGCUCGAAAUGCCAGAUGAGCUGGUCAAAUGUUAACCCAUAGGGCCUGUCUAAUUCAUUUCUUCUUUUUAGGUAAAUUAUCAUUAUCUGGCUAAUACUGUAAUUGGGGCCUCUAAGGAAAAAAAUGGGCUGGUGUUAGAAAUGCCAGGGCUGAUUUUUGGUCUCAGUCCGCCCCUUCCUUAUGCAAUGUGUUGUGUGCUGUUCUGUGUGCUAUGGAUACAGAAGAUUGUCAGAGAGAAUAGUGUUUGUCUGGUUGUUGAAGUGGAAGUUCAAAUCUAAUUUUAUUUGUCACAUGCAUGGAAUACAAUGUGUGUAGACUUACUGUGAAAUGCUUGCUUAUGAGCCCUUUCCUACUAUGCUGAGUCAAUUUUUUAAAAUAUAUUUAUAUACUAUAAAAUAUAUAGUAACACAAGAGGAAGAAAAAAACACGAAUGAAGCUAUAUCAUAAAAAUAAUAUUUUGUUGGGUGCUUAUAUUUGUCCUGUCUUACACAUCUACAGGUGUGUAUUAAUACGCAUGUGUGAAUUGGAAAUGAGUUUUUUGCAUAAUCCACUCUCCCGGAGACACCUUCAGAGAGUGGGGUAACAGGGAGUACCAGUAUCAGUACCAUAUCAAUGUAUAGAAGUACAAGGUUUUUGAGGUAGAUAUGUACAUAAAGGCAGCGUAAAGUGACUAGGCAUCGGGAUAGAUAAUAAUAAGAGUGAAAUAAAGAACAGAGCAGCAUAUGUGUGUGUGUGGCGUCAGUAUGCGUGUAUGUGUUGUGCGAAUGUAGUGUAUCUAAAUGUAUGUGGGUUUGUGAGAGUCAGUGUAUGUAUAAUAUGUAUAUAUCAUCUUGUGAGUGAAUACUAUCAGUGCACAUAUGGAGUGUGUGAAACAUCCCAUAGAAACAUUAAUAUAUUUUUGUCACUAUG